Molecule: messenger RNA, 6083 nt
Organism: Dinoponera quadriceps
Lineage: Eukaryota; Metazoa; Arthropoda; Insecta; Hymenoptera; Formicidae
Product: transmembrane protein 164
Exons: 6
Coding region: 177-1076 (299 amino acids)
Source: RefSeq, a predicted model, not a curated record
UCGAAUUGACCGCGAUUGACGUCUACCCCGAGAUUCCGGUCCGUCUUCUGUAUGUAAAUUGUUUUGAUUUUUGUGUAGAUAACGCCACGACGCAAGUACGGAUCGCCUUGCGCCGCGGACGAGAACACCUCCCGGAGCUUUUAUUUUAGUUCUAAAGCGGAAAUUAGUUUACAACAAUGUUCGAGUGGGCAUACGACGGUGUAAAUAGUUCUAUACCUCGCAAUGUUGGUCCAGAAUGUGCAAAUUACCUGACGCUGAAACGGAGAUUAAUAGAAACAUUGUUUAUAUCCAUAUUUAUCAUAUCCUGCAUUGUAUGGGGCCUGAAGCGAGUGACUUUGCCAAAGAACCUGGCCUAUGUCAAUCAGGACCAUGUCGGCAGGAGAGUCCUGUUAAUCAUGAUGUCUUUGGUCCUAGGAAUGGAGAUCGGUUUUAAAUUCACUAGCAGAACUGUUAUAUAUUUGUUGAACCCGUGUCAUAUUACAACGGCGAUACAAUUGUAUCUGCUGGCUGCAGCUCCUAGUCCAACAGUCACCGCUGUCUUCAGGAUACACUUGAACUUAUUAAAUGGACCGGUGCUAGCAUAUCUAUUUCCAGAGACAGAGUCUCGAGUUAUAUUUGCAGAUAGAGCAAUGUAUUAUAUUCAACAUGGUUUGAUGCUAGUAAUACCAUACUACUUAUUGAGGCUUGGAGGUGUAUAUAAUAUCGAACCCCUAUCCGAUAUGAGCUGGUCGGUUCUUGGUUUCGGCCUCAAUGUAGGAUAUCACUUUUGGAUUCUUCAAAGUGUUGCCUUGCCAGUACAAGUGAAUCUUAGUCACAUGUUGUGUGCAGCUGUUUUGGAUCCAUUUGAAGGCCAAAAUUAUCGAAUAUGGGCAGUUACCCAUCAGUCAAUAUUAUGCCCUGUUCUGUGCAAGCUAUUUUGUUAUGGAUCCAAUUUCUUCUUAACUAAGUUUCCGCCGACUAGGGUUAAGCCGUCACUGGAAUGCACGAUUCCAAAGAAAAACUGUACAUACGAGCAGAACGAAAAGGUGCACGAAGAAUCCAACACUUCAGGAAACGGCCAUACGCAUUUUGAUUAGUUCGGUAGCGAGAUUCGUUACAGCAAAUGUAUGAAACACUUCCUUUCGAUUGAGUGAGUAUGUAAUUCCCGCAUACGUAUUUAUUACCGUAACAUCUAAGAUGACAUUAUUUGUAGAUUUCUAAAACUUUUACACCAUCCGCAUUUACCUUGGUAGUCGCGUAGAUACUUACCAAUUCUUAUCUUAUUUACACAAGAGUGUCAGAUUAUUCUUCCUUGCAGACUAACGCAUUUAUAAUUAUAUCUAAUUAUAACACCCUUCGAACAUUGUCUUCAGGGCCCAGUGCGAGUAAACAAAGAAAAAAAGACAUCGGGCGAUAGGGAAAAUUAACUAAUACUUAUUUAAUAUCUAAUUAACACACUAACACACGAAAAAAACAAAAAGACUAUUAACACACGAACAUUACUCAACACAUUCCUGUUGCGGACAAAUUUUUUGUCGUCAAGAUCAAAAAAACUCGUUCAUACAACACGUACACGUACGAGAUAUCGAACAGGUAACUUGAUCUUAGUACAAUCGUUGUGAUCGUAUUAGUUUUAAUCCGUUAAUCCGUGAUACCGAUCGAUAAAUAGUCAAUUCGAGAUAUGAAUUUCUGUCCAAAUGCUUGUCAUGCCUAGCGCUGUGCAUAGAUUAAGAGUCUCAGUGAUAGUGUGAGGCUUAAGCUGACGUCCAGUAACAGUGGCUGAAUAGCCAACCCUAAAAAUAAUAAUUGCACUAUCUUCUACUAGGUAAAAACGCAAUAUGAACAGAUCAUCUCAUGCAUUUUUAUAUUCAUUUUUACUCAUGCAAUAGGAACGACGAAGGCAUUCAAAUAACGAAACUGCAAUGUAUUUUACACAGUUCGAAAGACAACUACAUCGUUAGACUUUUGCCUAUAUAUAUAUGCCGUGCAGACUAUAUAGGAAGCGGAAGUCCGUCGGGUUUCACAGUGAGUCUUCUUAGCCAGGCAACUCGAGAUGUCGUAACGUAUGCCAAUACGAGCCGUAACAUUGUCUGCUUGGAAUUUGUGAAAUCCUGCGAGCUUCCACAGCUUAAUAAUAAAUAUAACAGAAUGUAAAGAAGCAUUUUGGCGACGGAAAGCAUCUGUUAAAUUCGAUUGAUAGUAGCGAUUGAUAGGAAGCUGUAAAGCUGACGUACCAUUUUGCGACACAUAAGAUAUACUUUCAUUUUAGUGAAUCCGCGAUUCUCCUUCUCUCUCUCUCCCCCCCUCUCUCACUAUUUGCAAAACUGGUCAUGUAUAUGAAGAUAUUUUUAUAUGACAGUUCCUAUAAGAUUGAACCCUUUGCUGAACGAGUUCUCGUGACGAGGAAUACUUUUGGAAAUAUUUCACAGUUACGUCGUGCACUGUGAAAGAAUUUUGGUAUGUGUGCUCACUGCGCCUCGCGCUUUCAUCCGAGAAAAUGGAAACGACUCUCUCCUCAUCCUCAUUAGAGCUUUUGCAUGAUUCAUCCAUUAUCCACUUUGUGUUCUUUCAGAACCGUCUCGGUUCUAUCUUUCGUAUAGAAACGUUUUUUGUAAACGUUACCUCUGAAUAGCGAAAUGAGACGGCCUAUGUUGUUGUCCACAUAGAAAUAAUCCAAAAAAAAAAAAAAAACAGGACUUGCGAAGUUUUUUCAAAGAUAACAGCCUGAUAGUACAGAAUUUAUGUUACUAGUGUGAAUAAUAAUAAUGAUGAUAAUAAUAAUAAUAGCGUUAGAGUGACACUAGUAUGGAGACUUAACUUAUAGAACUGCACGGAGAAAAUUAACUUAACGCGAUCUUGUAAUAUAAACAUAUAAACAUACAAAAGUUCGAUUCUCUAGGAACUUUUGAAUUCCUUUUGGGGAUGCCGUCGGGUGAGAUAUACCACAAGUGACAUAUUAAUCUACUUGAACUACAAAUAGCGUGAUCCUAAUUUUUGCACGAGAAUGUACCAGUUCUUGCAUUAGACGUGUAUACUAGUGUUUUGCGAAUUAAACUAGUAACAAGUAAGAUUGUCUUUGGCAUAGUACUAUAAAAAAGAACACAUAUAUGCUCUUAAUUAAAAUAUUUUUUAUUAAAAUAUGGCCUAAAAACGUGAACACAGCUGUCUCAAAGAGAUAGACAGGAAUGAUAGGAUCAGUAUUUAAGCUAACGCAAUUGAUCGGAUUGUCGAGAGUGUUUUAGUGCAAAAUACAAAUGCAUACGUUGACGGAUUGCAUUAAACCUCCAAAAGCAAUACGUCUACUUUUAUCUAACAAUAAGUAGUUUCCCCAUUGUUAGCUGUCGAAUGUGAUCAAGUCACCGAGCGUGUUUUUACUGUGUCAGCGGUCCGAUAAAUAAAACUCUUCCUUUUUUUUGUUUCGCGAAAUAGGAGAUCAAGUGAUUCGCAUAUAUUAACUAACAAGAGAAUUAAUUUACAUUAUCUGUUAUAUGUUACGUAUAUCUGUUUGUCAUUGUGAUAAACGGGUCAAUCCAAUUAUUAUAAUGGACAACCUCACUCAUUCAAAAGAAUAAAUAUCUCUUUAUUAACACUUUGUCAUGGUGCAACUUUGUCUUAUUUGUUAUUAUUUAUUUUAUUAUACUUAAAAAAAAGUCUUUGCUUAAUAUAUACACAUGUCCAAUACUAUCGUAAAGUUCGCCUAAUUAGACGAUUAACGAAUUAUUUAUGCGGUGAGAAAGAGAGUUUUCUCCGACUAUCGGGAUAUACCUCAUUUGUACAACUCUCUCAACAUAUAAUUAUUUCGUAUACGAUAUAAGCGUAGCAGGGUGUUAAAUCAAGGAAAGUUAUAACGUAGAAUAGCGAUAUUCAGGUUUUUUUUUACCAAAGAUUUAAUUCAAUUGAAUUUUACAAAAGACGGGUCACACAAAUAAAUAUAAUAUUUUCAUGAUAACAUCGUUAACGAUACAAAUUAUAUUGACAGCUAUUAGAUACGUUUUAGAAGCUGUAGUCGCGAUAUUCAUAUAGAGAAGUGUUACGAUUACGUAGAUAUCCCUUUACUUAAACGAGCUCUUAAUUUAAGUGACGGUUAUAAUAUCCUUUAAGAGUCAAAUAUUUUCUUAAUGGGCGAUGUACGAUGAAAGUUUGCAGUUUCGUUGUUUGUAUAUUUAAAGGAUAAUCAUAUAAUGGUAACUAUGUAUGUAAAACAGCAUAUACACACACACACACAUACAAACACACACAUAUAUAUAUAUGUAUAAACACUACAUGCUUACUGAUAAUUUCAUAAUGUUCCGGAGUAUUUAUUGGUUUUGUUUUUAGGGUAAGGCGCGUUACAUUAAUUUUCUCCCUCUUGAUUCGUACGUUCCUACGAAAUUUCCUGAUAAAACGAAGUAUAACGGAUACCAGUACACUAGAUAAGUCAUCGGUCAAAUUGAUAUAUUUUUGUUUUCUAGAAUCUUCCGAAUACCCCUGUAAUAUGUAAAUAUAUUUCGUAGAAUUAAUAAGGAAAAAAAAAGGAAAGAAAGCUGCUAGAGAAAAGUUCCUGUAUUAGUGCUAUCAUGAUUGAAAUUCUUUAUUGCUAAUAUUCCUUGAAUCAACGAAUCUUUUCUGCGUUGAAGAUUUCGAAGUAGAAAGCGUAUGCGUAUGUACUUGUAUCACGGGAUUCACGUGCGCAUUUAGGUUGUAUCCCUGCGAUUGACUGCGGAUCAAUUUCCCGUCAGUUUCAGCCUCAUUUAUGAUUGUAUCGACAGCAUUGUACGAAUGUCUGGCACGACGCGAGACGCGUCGCCAGUGCGUCAUCAUCUGUUCGCAAUUUCGUAAAACGUCGCAAAACUUCGUUGCCUUUAUACGCGCUGUACAAAAAUAAAAGAGCAAAAAUAUGUUAAUUCUCGUUCUCGGCGUAGAACAUAUGACAUGUAAAUAGCGUCGGUGGGUUCGAGUGUGCGGUACGAUGCUUCGACGAUUUCAUAUUGCACUCUGCGUUCCAUGAUAGAUCGAUUACAAUUGGACAGAUAGGCGAAUACGUCUUCUGCGCGCGCGAUACGCAAGUAACCCGAUACGCAUUAUCGCGUAAUUAAUAUUGAAGUAGUUUCUCCUAAUUAAGUUCGUGACAAAGAUGUAAUCAUUAUGUAAUCAUACUAUUUAAUUCAAUCUAAACUAGGGACGGUUGAAGGAAAAUAAUGCGUAGAGUAACUCUUCGUUGUAUCAGUGUUGGCUGUUUGCGCACAGCCUAUGCAUAAUAUGUAUAAUAUAUCUUAAACAGUCACUUCAUACAUGCACAGGAUGUCUCGUCGUUGCUCCUUCAGAUAUUUGUUAUAAGUUGAACUAUUCAUAAUGUUCAGUUGUGAACGAUUAACGAGUAAAGAGAACUUGUAGCAAUGUAUCUAUUUAUUUAUUUGCGUAUUUAUUUAUUUAAAAUGGAGACUUAGUAGGUUCUUUCAGUUCUAAGCUCAGUUGUCGGACAAAGACUAGAGAUACAGGAGACAUUUUUCAAAAGCUAGGAAGAAAAUACGCGAUGCUGGUGAGACGUCCUGUAUAUAAACUGGGUGAACGAAUAACACGAAGUCGCCUCUUGUUGCUCGUUGACUUGGAUCAUGCGUAUCGAAUAAUGAAAUUAUAUAUUGUAUAUUUUCUGCAUAAACGCCCAACACUGGCUAAUAUAUAUUUUUGUGGAAAUUUAUACAAAUUUGUACAGUGGGAGUGUUAGUAUUACCGUCACGAUAUGUUUCUCGUCACUGUACAGUAUUACUUUUGCCAAAUAAGAUUGCGCUUAUCUGAAAAGUUAAGGGCAAUAUUGGAUGUACCACUUACAUUCGCACUCUGGUAAUUUGUGUGUUCUUUUUUAUUCGGGAGUCUCUUCACUCGAACAGAAUCGAUAGGUGAACUGGGGAAGGUGGGCUUAACAUGUUCAAUAUCGAUACGCGAUACUGAUAAAGGCAAGCAUCUGGUUUCGGUGCCAUGAUGGUUUCUCGAGUCCGAUGUCGUCAGAUAUCUGAGAGAUGAGGUAUUGAUGGACGUAACGUAACUGUUACCGUCACUAGCGUUCGAAUUGUGAAAGCAUUGUAAAACUUUGGGUAAAAUGAAUAAAGGAAAUGGUUCAGAUCGAA